Molecule: messenger RNA, 3781 nt
Organism: Triticum aestivum (bread wheat)
Lineage: Eukaryota; Viridiplantae; Streptophyta; Magnoliopsida; Poales; Poaceae
Product: ubiquitin-activating enzyme E1 3-like
Exons: 7
Coding region: 331-3462 (1043 amino acids)
Biological process (GO): protein sumoylation
Cellular component (GO): SUMO activating enzyme complex; cytoplasm
Molecular function (GO): SUMO activating enzyme activity
Source: RefSeq, a predicted model, not a curated record
AGUUCGCCAUCCAGUCGAACCAAGCGCGACCCAUCCGGCCUGGCCUGCCUUAUCAGGCUUGUCCAUCCCAAAAACCAACGGCCAAGAUUCCUCGCAGCCCUCCGCCCUCCCCACCCCAAGCCUCUCUACCGCGCCGCAUCGGCGACUCAAUCCAACGCCACCACCUUGCGCCUUGCCUUGCCGCAAAACCCCAGUCUAUAUAUACGCCAUUCCACCGGCUUCGCCCCCAAGCCGAAGGUAACCUCACAAGCGACACGCCGUCCUCGAGGCCGCGGGCGCCGCGCGAACCCUAGCCGCCACUCCGAUCGCCCGCACCGGGGGCUGCGCUAUAUGCUUCCGACGAAGAGAGCGGACGGCGCUGAGGACAGCGGCGACGCGGCGGCGAAGAAGGCACGGGUAGGGGAAUCGGCGGCGGAGGCGGGGUCAGAGGCCAUGGUUGCCGGGGAGCCGGUCGGCGGGGGCAGUAACGGGAACGGGGUGGCGGAGAUCGAUGAGGACCUUCACAGCAGGCAGCUCGCCGUGUACGGGAGGGAGACGAUGCGGCUGCUCUUUGCGUCCAACGUGCUCGUCUCCGGCUUGAACGGGCUUGGGGCUGAGACCGGAAAUGUGGAUAUGUGGGACCUAUCUGGCAAUUUCUUUCUAUCUGAGGAUGAUAUUGGGAAGAACAGGGCUGCUGCUUGUGUUGAAAAGCUGCAAGAACUUAACAAUGCUGUUCUUGUAUCUGCUGUAACGGAAGAACUGACUACUGAACACCUUUCUAAGUUCCAGGCUGUUGUUUUCACCAACUUAAGUCUAGACAAGGCAGUUGAAUUUAAUGAUUGCUGUCGUAGCCACCAGCCUCCAAUUCCAUUCAUCAAAACAGAAGUCUGUGGUCUUUUUGGUAGCGUGUUUUGUGACUUUGGGCCUGAGUUUACUGUUCUUGAUGUUGAUGGUGAAGAUCCCCACACUGGUAUAAUUGCAUCCAUCAGCAAUGACAAUCCUGCAAUGGUUUCCUGCGUUGAUGAUGAGCGCCUUGAAUUCCAAGAUGGUGAUCUUGUUGUUUUCACGGAGGUCAGUGGGAUGACAGAACUGAAUGAUGGCAAGCCCAGGAAGAUAGUAGAUGCAAGGCCAUUUUCAUUUUGCAUUGAGGAGGAUACACGUAACUUUGGCAUUUAUGCAAAAGGUGGGAUUGUUACACAGGUGAAAGAACCAAUGAUCUUAGAGUUCAAGAGUCUGAGAGAAUGUAUAAAAGAACCUGGGAAUUUCCUUUUGAGUGAUUUCUCAAAAUACCAGCGUCCUCCGCUGCUUCACUUCGCAUUUCUAGCCUUGGAUAAUUUCAGAAAAAAGUUUGGGCGCUUCCCUGUUGCUGGUUGUGACCAGGAUGCUCGAAAAUUUGUGGAGUUUACUGCUUCUAUUAAUGAGGCUGCAAUUGAUUACAAGAUGGAUGAACUUGAUGAGAAGCUGCUGCAACAUUUUGCAAGUGGUUCUAGAGCUGUUCUGAACCCAAUGGCUGCAAUGUUUGGUGGUAUUGUUGGUCAAGAAGUUGUGAAGGCUUGUUCUGGGAAAUUUCAUCCGCAGUACCAGUUCUUCUAUUUUGACUCGUUAGAAUCUCUGCCAACCUAUGCAUUGGACCCUAAAGACUUGAAGCCAUUGAAUAGCCGCUACGAUGCUCAGAUUUCUGUUUUUGGUUCUAAGCUUCAGAAGAAGAUGCGGGACUCUAAUAUUUUUGUUGUGGGAUCUGGUGCUCUUGGAUGUGAAUUCUUGAAGAACUUUGCUUUAAUGGGGGUUUCUUGUGGCCGUAAAGGGAAGCUAACUAUAACAGAUGAUGAUGUCAUUGAGAAAAGCAACUUGAGCCGGCAAUUCCUGUUUCGUGAUUGGAACAUUGGACAGGCAAAAUCUACAGUAGCCGCUACAGCUGCUAGUGCUAUCAACUCCAGCCUCCAUAUUGAUGCUCUUCAGAAUCGUGCCUGUCCAGAGACUGAACAUGUUUUCAAUGAUGCAUUCUGGGAGGGCCUUGAUGCUGUCAUCAAUGCACUUGAUAAUGUCAAUGCUAGGAUGUACAUGGACAUGCGAUGCCUGUACUUCCAGAAACCACUCUUGGAAUCUGGAACGCUGGGUCCGAAAUGUAAUACACAGAUGGUGAUUCCUCACCUUACUGAAAACUAUGGAGCUUCACGUGAUCCUCCUGAGAAACAGGCACCAAUGUGCACAGUUCAUUCCUUUCCACACAAUAUUGACCAUUGUCUAACAUGGGCUCGCUCAGAGUUUGAGGGUCUGCUAGAAAAAACUCCAAAUGAAGUGAACUCAUUUAUGUCUAAUCCUGCUGAAUAUGCUGCUGCUAUGAGAAAGGCAGGUGAUGCUCAAGCCAGGGAAUUGUUGGAGCGUGUACGUGAAUGCCUUGACAAGGAGCGAUGUUAUAAAUUUGAAGACUGCAUAACCUGGGCAAGACUGAAGUUUGAAGAUUACUUCUCUAAUCGUGUGAAGCAGCUAACAUUCACAUUUCCUGAAGAUGCUGCCACUAGCACUGGUGCUCCUUUCUGGUCUGCCCCUAAGCGUUUCCCUCACCCGGUGCAAUUCUCAGCUGUUGAUUCAUCUCACAUUCAAUUUAUACUGGCUGCUUCCAUAUUGAGAGCCGUGUCUUUCGGGAUCCCCAUACCGGACUGGGCAAAGAACAUGGGUAAUCUGGCUGAUAUAGUAAGUAAGGUUGCAGUGCCUGAAUUUGAGCCAAAGAGUGGGGUUAAGAUUGAAACAGAUGAGAAGGCCACUAACCUCUCCAGUGCCUCAGUUGACGACGCUGCUGUUAUCGAAGACCUUUUAACCAAGUUGGAAGCAUGUGCCAAGAAACUACCUUCAGGAUUCCAAAUGAAGCCUAUUCAGUUUGAGAAGGAUGAUGAUACAAAUUUCCACAUGGACUUGAUUGCUGGUCUUGCUAAUAUGCGUGCGAGAAACUAUGGUAUUCAAGAGGUUGACAAGCUGAAGGCGAAGUUCAUUGCAGGAAGAAUCAUUCCAGCUAUUGCAACUACGACAGCCAUGGCCACAGGCCUUGUGUGCCUUGAGCUGUACAAGGUUCUGGCAGGUGACCACCCAGUUGAAGACUACCGCAAUACGUUUGCCAACCUGGCACUACCAAUGUUCUCCAUGGCUGAACCUGUACCGCCCAAGGAGAUGAAGCAUCAAGACCUGAGAUGGACAGUGUGGGACCGAUGGUCUAUCAAGGGCAACAUUACUGUCGCAGAACUCCUGAAGUGGUUAAGCGACAAGGGCCUGACUGCUUACAGCGUCUCCUGUGGCACAUCCUUGCUGUACAACACCAUGUUCCCGAGGCACAGGGAUCGACUGAAGAGGAAGAUGGUGGAUGUCGCCCAGGAGGUGGCUAAGGUAGAUGUUCCAGCAUACAGGAAGCAUUUUGAUGUUGUUGUGGCUUGCGAGGAUGACGACGGGAACGACAUUGAUAUUCCUCUUAUCUCCAUUUACUUCCGAUAGGCAGGCGCUGUCACUCUAUUGUGAGGAUAGAUGACGAGUGUGCAAAGAAUUCCCGUGGAGAGAUGUUUGAAACAUUCCUAAACUCUUCUUAGUCGGCUUGGUUUUUUUAUGCAUUGGUAGCCUAGUGAUCGCUGAUGGUGUUAGCGUCCAUCUCCCUAGCGUUUUGUGUGGGUCGUUCCGCUAUGUUUGUUGCAUGCCAACUAUUUGCAGGUGUGCGAUGCUGUCUGAUGAUGUUUUAAUGAAUGGAUCAUAACCUCAGGGUAACAUUGGGUUGAUGUUUUGGGAUGGUUACAUGCAUAUGGUAGUUCAGUUGUCCUUU